CUGCAUCCACGCCUGAAAUAUAGAAGGUGCGAUACCUAAUCUCCAGGCCUAGAGUCUACUUAGUACCUCCUAGGUAACCUUUUCAACAGGCACUUUAUUCUGUCAUACACGAUUUCUCGCCCUUUCACACUUUAUUUCGAUAAACCCAUCAUCUAUCAACUUUCAGGUGCGCCUUAUACCGUUUGUCUCGCUACUGAUGAUAUCGUCACAAUGAGUGAGGAACCGAGAACGUUGAAAGCAGUAUUCCAAGCCGCUGAGCUCAAGCGAUUAGCAUUAGAAGGUACUUACGAGGCGAACUCACCUACCUAUCGUGAGGAUCUAGCCGAGGCGCUAGAGCUUUACCAGGAAUGCACCCAAAUCAUCAACAAGGUCGCCCUGUUUAGUCCUAAUGAGAGUGUCGAGGAUAUUUCUACAUCAGACCUCCCUUAUUUACUAGUCAGCUACCGCAUGGCUGAGUUGCUUCAGAAGGUCUCAACAAAGUCACCUCUAGAAAGGAAAACCGCGCUAAAUACCACUCGGGAAGUUUAUGAGAAAUUUCUUCAUCUUCUCGACAAUUAUUCAAUAUUGUCGGCGUCAGACAGCAAGCUUUUUACUGAAUACAAUGAGGAUCCCGCUACCUUCUCUACUAUAUCCACAACAGAUCCAGCAGCUCGACGGAAUGCUAAAAUUGCUAACUUCAAGGCGGAAAAGGAGUUGAAGAACAAGCUGGAGUACAUGCGAAGCUCCCCGCGCUACCUAGAAGACGGAGGAGAUGAAGAAGCUGUUCGUGAGCUAUAUCUCACAAAUAUUUCCUUCUGCACACACAUGGCAUUUCAAGGCCUAGAGGGUAUCAAUCGAGAGAUGGAAAUAUUAGCUCAGGCCCCAAUCCCCUUGAUGCCACAGGCGACAACGGUUGAAGACGAUGAGCGGCGACGCAGGGGACCAUCUGGAUCAGACGGCUACUCAGAUAGGCUGGACGCGCCCCUGAAUAGUUUAAUGUCACGAACCAAUGGUCCACUUCUUAGUAGAGAAGGAAAGCCUUUACGACCAUUCACACUUACAUCUAACCGCCAAGAUCUUCGAAAUGGUGUAUUCCGUCCUGGCCACAAUCUUCCGACCAUGUCCAUCGACGAAUAUCUAGAGGAGGAGCGAAGACGUGGAGGUAUCAUCGAGGGCGGAGGAGAGGCCAGUUUCAGGCGACCAGAACCGGAUGAAGAUGAUAUGGAGAAAGCAGAUGCUGAGACGAUGAAAGCUAGGGAGUGGGAUGAAUUUAAGGAGGCUAAUCCUCGAGGUAGUGGAAACACCUUGAAUAGAGGUUAAGCAGGUGAUAGAUACUUAAUCAGAAUGGUCCUGCAAACUCACCAUGUUUUGAUCUUUCAAUACAAGUAUUAUCAUGUACAAUGUUAAUUUAUCUCAAAGGCACCUACCUGAGACCCAGGGAGUGAAAUACGGAUACCUGCAUGAACAAUUCAAAAUACCGAUAUCUGCAUAGUAAUACACUCGUUAAGGA
This is a messenger RNA of Hypoxylon trugodes, 1489 nucleotides long. RefSeq names its product TAP42-like family protein. Bases 211 to 1299 code for a protein of 362 amino acids. Gene Ontology annotation, cellular component: cytosol. Gene Ontology annotation, molecular function: protein phosphatase 2A binding. The record is from RefSeq and is a predicted model, not a curated record. The transcript has a single exon. Gene Ontology annotation, biological process: regulation of dephosphorylation; regulation of signal transduction. NCBI's taxonomy places the organism in Eukaryota, Fungi, Ascomycota, Sordariomycetes, Xylariales, Hypoxylaceae.